CUACCAUCAUCACCACCACCGCCACCACCACCACCAACAACAAGAACAACAGCAGCAGCAGCCAUCACACCUGAGGGGGGCUUGGGAAUCGAACCGCGAAUUGCACUCCAGAGAUCUUGAAAUUGGUUUCAGAAGGGAAAUAUUUCAAACAAAAUCUUUUUUUUAACUAAAGCGUUGUUUUUUUUUGCUUCUUCUUUUCUGUGGUAACAUUUUUUUUUAUGUAUAAAGGUAUUUAUUGUGAUCAUAAAUAGUGGAAAUUUCGUUCAAGUGAGAUGGAGUAGUUGCUCCAGCAUAGUGCGUGUCAGUGCAUAAUCAAAGUUGUAAUAUUUACUUUAAAGAAUUCAACAUUAUAUAACGCGAGGCAAAAAAUUAACGCAGUAAAGAAUUUACAAACACCUCGUAGGUUCACUAAAUAAUUUACUCGUGAGAAUUUGAGGCGAAUCGUUGGCAGUAAAUGAACACGAAACAAAACAAAACACAUUUAGCGGGUUUAUUUCGUUGUCGUGUUUCGUUUCAGUGAAGUGCAUUCAAAAUAUUAUUUUGGUGGGAAUUUUUUUUUGACAACAACAACAACAACAACAAAAACAAAAUGACGGCGUCCUGGCAUGGGGCGGUGUUCGCGGCUCGCAGGCGCAACGAUGACGAAGACACAACGAAGGAUAGCAUCUUUAGAUACACGAACGAGAACAACACGAGAGAUCCCUUCGAAGGCCCCAACUAUCAUAUCGCCCCUCGCUGGAUGUUCAACCUCACGUCCGCGUGGAUGGUCAUCGUCGUCGUCCUCUCGCUGUUCACCAACGGCCUGGUGCUCGUGGCCACCAUGAAGUUCAAGAAGCUGCGGCAUCCGCUCAACUGGAUCCUCGUCAACCUGGCCAUUGCCGACAUCCUAGAGACCAUCUUCGCCUCCACCAUCAGCGUGUGCAACCAGGUCUUCGGAUACUUCAUCCUGGGUCACCCGAUGUGCGUCUUCGAGGGCUACGUUGUGUCCACUUGCGGCAUUGCCGGUCUGUGGUCGCUAGCCAUCAUCUCGUGGGAGCGCUGGAUGGUCGUCUGCAAACCCUUCGGCAACAUCAAGUUCGACGGCAAAAUUGCCAUAAUCCUCAUCGUCUUCUCGUGGGUCUGGCCCGCGUGUUGGUGUUCGCUUCCCAUAUUCGGCUGGAGCAGGUACUGGCCGCACGGGCUGAAGACGUCGUGCGGGCCGGACGUGUUCAGCGGCAGCUCGGACCCCGGCGUGCAGUCCUACAUGGUGGUGCUCAUGGUCACCUGCUGCUUCCUCCCCCUCUCCGUCAUCAUCCUCUGCUACUUACAAGUCUGGCUCGCCAUACACUCUGUGGCGCAGCAGCAGAAGGAGUCGGAGACGACACAGAAGGCGGAGCGCGACGUCUCGCGCAUGGUGGUCGUCAUGAUCUUAGCCUACAUCUUCUGCUGGGGACCCUACACAUUCUUCGCGUGCUAUGCGGCCGCGAACCCGGGCUACGCGUUCCACCCGCUCACCGCCGCCCUCCCGGCGUACUUCGCCAAGAGCGCCACCAUCUACAAUCCCGUCAUCUACGUGUUCAUGAACAGACAGUUCCGCAACUGCAUCAUGCAGCUGUUUGGCAAGAAGGUGGACGACGGCUCCGAGGUGUCCAGCGCGUCCCGCACCGAAGUUUCGUCCGUCUCCAACUCCUCCGUCAGCCCCGCGUGACACCGCUCACCCUCACCACGCUCACCCUCACCGCACCGAUCACCCUCACCACGCUCACCCUCACCACGCUCACCACGCUCACCCUCACCGCACCGCUCACCCUCACCGCACCGCUCACCCUCACCAC
Lethenteron reissneri (Far Eastern brook lamprey) is the source of this 1814-nucleotide messenger RNA. RefSeq names its product red-sensitive opsin-like. Gene Ontology annotation, biological process: G protein-coupled receptor signaling pathway; phototransduction; visual perception. The record is from RefSeq and is a predicted model, not a curated record. NCBI's taxonomy places the organism in Eukaryota, Metazoa, Chordata, Hyperoartia, Petromyzontiformes, Petromyzontidae. Gene Ontology annotation, molecular function: G protein-coupled receptor activity. Gene Ontology annotation, cellular component: membrane.